CUGUGACUGCGUCACUCUGUCUAGAAGGAGCGGCGUAAGAUUUCACUUCCUGAAAUUUAUAGGUAAAGAGGCAACCCAGCGAAACAAAAGCUAGGUAAAUGGUUCAACUCUCAGAACUAAAAAAUAUCCGAAAGUAAACUGGAUUAUUUUGUACUUUAAUUCAUGGUUUUUAAUUCACGAGGAACCCAACGCACGGAAAACAAGGGUCGCGUUUAAUUUGUCAAGGUUACCCGUCGGAUCAAAGAAAGCGACGGUUUUAUUUAUUGCCUUAGGAUGCCUCCGUUGUUAAUCGGACUGUUCCUGGGUGCCUCACUACUGCUCCAAAUUUACUGCCCGGUGCGCGCUCAAGAAGACACUCCCGAGGUCCCGUGCUCGGAGAAAUUCAGGAAGGGAACAGAAGACUUUGUAGUGGACACACGCGAUUCGGUGAAAGAUGGGGCCCGUUUUCUCAGGUCUCCUGAGGUCCACAGCACAGCCGACUGCAUAAACGCUUGUUGCAAAGACCCAAAUUGCGAUCUAGCUUUGAUUGAGAACGGGCCAGAGGCCGAUACAAUCAAUAACUGCUUCCUGUUCAGCUGUCUCUACAUGGAAGAGUAUGUUUGCAGGUUUGUCAAGACAAUGGGCUAUAACAUCUAUAUCUUGGACUCCGUGUUCGCAGAGCACCUUGAAAAAUUUCCUGGUGACGAGGAUAAGCACCCAGUUGCCAACGGGGGACCGGACCUGGUGGCACAACCAGAUCAUACUGUGACACUGAACGGGAUUGAGAGUUACGAUGACCAUGGAAUCACCAGCUACCAGUGGAGCCUGUUGAAGGGAGACCCAUCGGUCGACAUUCAGAAAACCGAUCUGGAGGACCAAGUGAAGGUGUCCAAUCUCCUGCCUGGGCUAUACGUGUUCCAGCUGAUCGUAUCCGACAAGGCUGGCCAGACAAGCACGGCGCAGGUCAAAGUGCGCGUCCUCACCCCAGAGGAGUCCGACGGUUACUGUCAGGUCCCUCGGAAGGUUGGGCCCUGUCGAGGGGCCUUUCCCCGCUGGUACUAUGACAGCGUGACCCAGGAAUGCAAGAAUUUCACGUUUGGUGGCUGCAAGAGUAAUCUGAACAACUACCUGUCUGAAGAGGAGUGUAAUAGCGCCUGUGAAGGAAUUAAAGCUCCAGCAAGCAGAAGUGCUCCUCUUAAAGGGGAGGUGUGUGGCGCCCCCUGUGGGGAAGGUCAGUUUGACUGCGGGAACGAGUGCUGCGUCAAUGGAGAACCGGAGUGUGACCAAGUGCACCAGUGCAGCAACGGCUACGAUGAGCAUGCCUGCAAAAACUUGAAUAUAACCUUUGGCCGUCUGCUGGACAUACCUGUGGACGAAGUGAUGGCUCACUGCACGGAGCCUCCGGAGACGGGCCCCUGCCGGGCCAGCAUGCCCCGCUGGUACUAUGACCCCCUCCAGGGCAAGUGCAUACAUUUCACCUACGGCGGUUGCCGGGGCAACGAUAACAACUUCCAUGAGGAGGCGACCUGCAUGGAGACCUGCGAAUCCGUAACAGAAAAAGACGUCUUCUCGCGAUCCUUCUUUGAACGGUCGACCGAAGACAGCCAUAAAGGCAAAGCUGCCGUCGCUGCGGUGUUGGCCGUCGCCUUCCUGAUCGCGUUGGCCGUCUUGGGGUACUGCUUCGUCAAGCGCAAGAAGGAGUCGCCACUCCCGCCCGCCCCCGCACCCGCCCAGGUCUCCGCCAUCGAGGAGACCGAGCACCUGGUCUACAACAGCACCACCAAACCCAUCUGAGUCUCUGUCCGCGUGCCCUGUUCCCGCUGCUCCCUCCCCUUAGCCGCCCUGUCCCCCCCAUUCGAUCCCGCCCCCAAUCCCACCAUGCCCCAUCCCGGCCCAUCGCAUCCUGUCUCGUUCCAUUCUCUGUUCUGUCCCGCCCCCAUCCUGGUCCCAUUUCGUCCCCUCCCCUAACCUGCGGUGGCCCCGUCCCUGUCCCGAUUACCUAAACGCGCGCUGCGCUCAUCCUCGUACCCUCGUACGCAACUCCCGGGAUGGUUCGAGCUCCCCGUCCGGGGGGGGGGGGGGGGGGGUUCAGAGAGACCCCCACUAUUUUUUGGUUUUUAUGGGACUUCUUUUAGAGCUGCCGCUGAGAGGCGUGGCACAGGAAACCGUUAAUACUGUAAAUAUGUGGGACUUAUUUAUUUUUUACAGGUUAAGUUUUCAGGGACUUUUGUGUGAUGUUUUCCUCCAUUUGCAGAAAUCUUGAUGCCCUUCCACCUGGUCUCUGUGUAGCCAGCCUGCAGCUGUUAGGUGAAAGCUUAGUAUACAUGCUUCACGUACCUAGUUAAAUGUUUCAUAUUUACUGAUUUAUGAUGUCAGCAUAAGCCUUCAACUGUAAAAUGUAUUCUACCACUUUUUCACUUGGGUCCUUUUGGUUCUUAAUGGCAUUUUAAAUUAUUGCAAUUGUAGAGGGUUUUUUUAAUGUGAGUUAAAUUGUACAUAAUUUUGUCUGUUGCAGUGAGAAAGGAUGAGAAAGUAAACCGAUAUAAUUUUAAAUGCUUUUUCUUUGCAACACCCAGUGGAAAAAAGAGACUUGAAUGCAGAAAAAAACAAUGCGUUUUAAGAAAAAUUGUGUUUCAGAUUACUAGACCUCAAAGUUGCGGUACCUCUGUAUAUAGUGUUGAGUGGAGGUUAUAAAAUCUAACUAUUAAAAGUGGAUAUCUUAGUGAAUUGCUCAGUGAAACCAAUGUUGAAGCAACUUGUAUUAAAUGUACUGAUUACAUUUGUCCAAGCUUAUGAAUGUUGUAUUUUAAUAACAUUGCUCCAUGAACUGUUUUUAUAUUUUAAACAAUAUAUUGCCACAAAACAUUUAUCAUUCAAAACUUACAAUGGUUUUUAUUUUUAAUAGAAUAAAGAUUUCCCAUUUUGU
This is a messenger RNA of Anguilla anguilla (European eel), 2905 nucleotides long. Its product is annotated as kunitz-type protease inhibitor 1-like. NCBI's taxonomy places the organism in Eukaryota, Metazoa, Chordata, Actinopteri, Anguilliformes, Anguillidae. The record is from RefSeq and is a predicted model, not a curated record. The coding region runs from base 274 to 1773 and encodes 499 amino acids. Gene Ontology annotation, molecular function: protein binding; serine-type endopeptidase inhibitor activity. The transcript has 11 exons.